AUGCUAUUGAGCUGCAUCCGCGACAGGCACAGAUACAGCCCUUGGUGUCUUAUUGGCGGGUUGGUAUUCGCAUUCCUUACCUUGCUGUUCUGGCAGUCCUCUAGCCCAGUGUUUCUGGAUCGUGCUUGCAUUCAUCAGGGUGAUCCGCGGCUGAAAACAGAAGGCAUCUUGAACAUCGCCGCAUUUCUGAAGGCGUCCAAGUCACUCGUGGUCGCGUUUGAUGAGAGCUACCUGUCGAGGGCUUGGUGCGUGUUCGAAAUUGCAGCCUUCCUCAAAAGCCAUGAAGGUGAAAGUCCACCGCCUGUGGUAAUCAAACAAAUCGCGGUCGCACCGACCACCUUCGCCUUGAUCAUCUUUUCGUCGCUGGUUCUGUUAUACACGAUAUGUCUACCCGCGUCGGGUUAUCUCGUUUACAUGCAGCUGGCGUUCAUGGUGGCCUUCGCUGUGACAAAUCACAUCAUGCUUUUGCGAAUGCGGCGAAGUACUUCCCAGGCAGAGGAAGAUUUCAAAAGCUUCCGGUGGGAAAGCUGCACAUGCCAUUGUUGCUCCGAAGGGCACGAAGUAAAUGGUGUGGCACUUCCGUGUGACAAGGAAAUCCUGGCAACAUGCAUUACCAGGUGGUUUGGCUCAAUAGAAGCUUUCGAGAACUGUGUCAGACGCGACGUUUGUACAACAUUCAUGCGAGAACUACGCCGCCAGCCGCUCGGAUACCAAUGGUUGUUGGCAGCAUCGACCUUCAUUCUGUGGGGUGAGGCAGAUUUGGCCUUAGCGCGGGCAGGCUCCGGCGAUUUCUACCAUGCCGCAUUUCUGGCGGUGUGGGGCUUAGCUUGGUGGAGUUGCAUUGCUCCCGCCCAGUUUGCUGUUUUUACAGCUAUCGCGCGAUGGCAAGACGGUGGGAAGCUUCGCAUGUUGCGAUGCAUGAUUGGCAUCAGUGCUAGUGUGCUCAACGUACUCAGUCCUCACAUUUUCCAAUACGUGUGCUGGCGGCUGCUGCUUCCGAACUAUGUGAUGGCAUUCGUUGUGAUUCCUUCGGGCACUUGUUUGGCGGCUGUGGCAGCGAUUUGGCUGCUGCAGAAGCCCUGCCACAGGAAUAACGUGGAGACACACUCGGCCUAA
Molecule: messenger RNA, 1116 nt
Organism: Symbiodinium sp. CCMP2456
Lineage: Eukaryota; Dinophyceae; Suessiales; Symbiodiniaceae
Source: the annotation of a GenBank genome assembly